Molecule: messenger RNA, 804 nt
Organism: Symbiodinium sp. CCMP2592
Lineage: Eukaryota; Dinophyceae; Suessiales; Symbiodiniaceae
Source: the annotation of a GenBank genome assembly
AUGGAUGGGCUCUGCGGCUUGGCCAAGCGGCCGGCAUGGCGCGAGGCCGCGCCGUCGCUGCUCGUUCGCGAGGAUCCUGCUUCGAAGCCCACUGCGAAGGUUGCCGGCUUCGACCUCAACGACACUCUCGUCUCCAGCAAGAUAGGAGCACCAGGAUAUCAGGUCACGGUGUCCGAUUGGAUCUUCUACAGCGAAGCGGUCCCGAGAAGAAUCGCAGAGUUGCACGACCAGGGCUACAGGCUGGUGAUUUUCACCAACCAGGGCAACAUCAGGAGUGCUCUGGAUGGGAAAAGAGCCGAAGCCUUCAAGGGCUACGUCGACGACUUCGCGAAGAAGCUAGAAGUGCCCUGCCUCGUUCUUGCAUCGACACAGCGCGACAAGGACUGCAAGCCAAACACUGGGAUGUGGGAGCACCUCGCGAAGGUCAAUGGCGUGGCUAUAGACCUGGCAGAAAGUUUUUACAUCGGAGAUGCUGCAGGUGAGCAUUCUGCAGAUGAUGCAGAGUUCGCCAAAGCAGUGGGUGUCAGGUUUAUGCACGCUCGCGACUACUUUGGGCCUGCUGGUGGAGGUUCGAGUGAAGCAGGCGCUGCGCAGGGCCCGCCCAAGAAGGCGUCGCCCGCCUCAGCGGUCUGGGCCUCUGGGCGACUCCUUAGAGAAGCCGAUUUGCAUCGCAGGCUCUCGGCCAGAUCCGCCGGUUGUGCUGAUUCUGGUGGGUUUGCCUGGCUGUGGCAAGUCGACCUUCGCCGAACGUCUUGGCCCACCAGCAGGCUCCGAGGACAGGCUGGGGAUGCCCUGGAGGCGUAA